Gekko japonicus is the source of this 1240-nucleotide messenger RNA. Its product is annotated as myelin transcription factor 1-like. The annotation marks the transcript as partial. The transcript has 9 exons. Gene Ontology annotation, cellular component: nucleus. Lineage: Eukaryota; Metazoa; Chordata; Lepidosauria; Squamata; Gekkonidae. Gene Ontology annotation, molecular function: RNA polymerase II cis-regulatory region sequence-specific DNA binding; zinc ion binding; DNA-binding transcription factor activity, RNA polymerase II-specific. Gene Ontology annotation, biological process: regulation of transcription by RNA polymerase II. The record is from RefSeq and is a predicted model, not a curated record.
AAAACCCAAAUAAUAAAAGCAUCACCUGUAGCUUUAAGAAACAAAUGCCCUCUGAAGUCUUGGCCAUGCACGAGAAUGUAUUAAAAUGCCCAACACCUGGAUGUACCGGACAGGGCCACGUGAAUAGCAAUCGCAAUACACAUCGAAGUUUAUCAGGGUGCCCCAUCGCCGCCGCGGAGAAACUCGCCAAAUCUCAUGAGAAGCAGCCGCUGCCGACCGGUGACCCAUCAAAGAAUAGCUCAAAUUCUGAUCGGAUACUCAGGCCUAUGUGCUUUGUGAAGCAACUGGAGGUGCCUCAGUAUGGCAGCUACAGGCCGAACAUGGUUCCCACCACGCCAAGGGCCAACCUGGCCAAGGAGCUGGAGAAGUACUCCAAGGUCACCUUCGAUUAUGCAAGUUUUGAUGCUCAGGUUUUUGGCAAACGCAUGCUUGCCCCAAAGAUUCAGACUAGCGAAACCUCACCUAAAGCCUUUAAAUCCAAACCUUUUCCAAAGGCCUCUUCCCCCGGCCACAGUCCCUCGAGCAGUUACGUGAAGAGCACUUCGUCUUCGUCCACAGGCUUCGACUACUCCCACGAUGCCGAGGCGGCGCACAUGGCGGCCACCGCCAUCUUGAACCUCUCCACCCGCUGCUGGGAAAUGCCUGAAAAUCUCAGCACCAAGCAACAAGAUCUCCCCAGCAAGUCCAUGGACAUCGAGGUGGACGAAAACGGGACUUUGGACUUGAGCAUGAACAAGCACCGCAAGCGCGAGAGCGCCUUCCCCAGCAGCAGCAGUUGCAGCAGCAGCCCCAGCAUUAAAUCCCCGGAUGUCUCCCAACGCCAAAACAGCAGCAGUGCCACAAGCAGCACCAUGACCUCACCCCAGUCCAGCCACACCUCCCGGCAGGACGAAUGGGACGGCCCCAUCGACUACACCAAACCAAAUCGGCAGCGGGAAGAGGAGCCGGAAGAGUCGGAGCCUGCGGUCCGAUCUUUCGCUUCUUCCGAAGUGGAUGACCAGGAAGUACCCGAAGAAAACUUCGAGGAGAGGAAAUACCCGGGGGAGAUCACCUUAACCAACUUCAAGCUGAAGUUUCUCUCCAAGGAGAUCAAGAAAGAGCUGCUCACUUGCCCUACCCCAGGCUGUGAUGGCAGCGGACACAUCACUGGGAACUAUGCUUCUCACCGCAGCCUUUCUGGUUGCCCUCUUGCUGACAAGAGCCUCCGAAAUCUCAUGGCUGCCCACUCUGCUGACCUCAA